UCCCGUGGAUUUCGGUGCAAUGCUUGCUCCAUUUUUCCACGUUGCUAAACGUUCCCAUUUCCCCCUUCUUCUCGCUCCUCCGCCCAUACACGAGUCAUAAAACGUCCCCGUUUCUUAUUUCCCCUCCCCCCCUUGUACUCCUCCACCCUCCCACUCGUGCGACCGAGUACCCAUUACCACGACAGCGCGUACCAAAUUACCCUCGUUGCCCGGUAACUUGGUGUCCAGCACAAGUUCAUCUCAUAGAAAUUUAGUAGAAAAUUCGACUAGAGGGUGUAGGCAAAUAAUUUUGUAUUAUUUAUAUCUCUGAGAGAUUGAACUUGAAAGAUUGAAUACAGCUACUGACGACAUUAACAAACUAGAAGUUGACUUAGAUGAGGCAAGGGCGACUUUCAGGGAAUUACUGUGCGAAUCAACAAUCAAGAUUGACACUUUAGCUAAGAAACUUGGAGCUUGCAUCGAAAAGUCCAGACCAUAUUACGAUGCUAGGUUUAAGGCGAAAGAAGCACUACAGGAAACGCAAAAAGCUGCAGUCAGAUUCGAGAGAGCCAACAGUCAACAUGCAGCGGCUAAAGAAAUGGUAUACCUAGCAGAGGAAGGGUUACGAACCGAAGGAAGAUGCUUUGAUCAUGCUUGGCAGGAAAUGUUGAAUCAUGCUACAUCGCGAGUCAACGAGUCGGAGCACGAGAGAGCUCUCUCCGAGGCGGAGCAUAGGCAUACGACCGCAUUGUAUCAUAAAGCAGAGCACGAAGUUCAGAGAUUACAACGCGAAUUGAAACGUACUAUUGCCAAAUCUAGUAUGGGUGCACGUCGCAGCUUGCUUCUGAUAAACAGUAUCGCCUACAGGCACAACUUGCUCAUGUUGCCUUACUAUGAAAUGAAAGCACAUUUCAAUCAAAUGCUGGAGGAGCAGAAGAUGAAAGUCAGUGCGCUGGAGAGAUCAGUCGGCGAGGCGAAAAUGACAUACGCGGAAGCGCUACGAAACCUUGAAAAAAUUAGCGACGAGAUUCACAGGACGAGAAGAUACGACGGCACGGACGACUAUGACAAGCCACGAGACGCGGGCGAUCACUCCACCGCGCCGACCAAUACAGCGACUCCGACGGAUUCCAGCGUAACCGGAUCUCCGGACAGCACGGAUUACACUAGCGACGAAUAUUUGCGACUUCCCGACAAAAUAAGUCCGAAUGUGCCGUGUCCUAUGCCUACGAGAAUCGACAGAGACUCGUCGUCGGAAUAUCUGGGCCUAAAUAAUCUGAAUCUCUCAUCCACCGAGCCGCGCAAAUACAUAAAACGUGACCGUCCACGGAGCAUCGCGACGACCGACUCGAAACAUAUCGUACCUCUGAAUCACACGAGCUCUUCUGCACCGGGUCUGGCGGAUCUGUCGGCAAUUAUCUCUCCCAUUGAGAAGAGAGUGAAAAUCCAAUCGCCGGUGAACGACAGCAAGAGCAAAGCCGCGACUCAAAACGGGGAGGAGUGGACGGAGAUCAGUCUAAAAAGCUCGCCGGACGAGAUUUAUUACAACAAUGACGUGUACUCCGACGAGGAGGAUCAGAUUCCCUAUAAACCGCUGCCGAUGGACCUGAGCCCGGAGACCGCUCAGCCGAUCAGCGCGACCGUUGAUCCGCUGAAAGAGCAGUCCAAUCGAAAGAGGCUCAUUACUCAGAAAUCCUUACCCACGAUAUCGAAAGCGAACGAAGUUACUCUGAGCGAGGAGAAGAAGGCCGAGGUUACGAGAAGUCCGUCGGUGAAGAACAGAAGCAAGCUCGACGGUAGCUUAGCCAAUUGGAUAACCAGGAGUUCAGCUGGCGGUGAGACCAGCGGUGGGAGUUCCACGACUUCAAGUAGAAGACAAUCUCUCGACAUGUUAUGGAGCGGUGGUACGGGAGAACGCGUCAAGGAACUACUCAAUCAUGGUAUGAUGAUGCUAAACAUAUCCAGCUUAACGGAACGACGUUCCAGCGAGCCAAAGACAGCGGAGAGAGACAAGGAGAAGUCUGAAAAGUCCGAGAAGUCGGAGACCAAAGGGAAGAAGGUUCCCAGUCCGUUGGAGAAGACGAUGAGCUAUCUCAAUGCCGACGAGGAGACGUCGGACAGCGAAAGCUUAGCUAGUGUGGAAAUGCUAACGGAGGAUCAGAUCUCCUCGCUCAUGAUGGAGCCGGACAUGAACCAAGUAUGCCAAGAGAUUCUGGGGACUCCCUUGGUCGAGGUGUGUCCAUUAUUGCAACAGCUGCAACAACAACAAUAGCCUUAUCGCGGAGGGACUUGCGCGACCGAGCGGCGAGGAUUCAACAAUAGAAAGUGUUCAAGAUCGUUAUAAAAUGAUAACGUAAAAUUAAGGCACAUCCUUUCCGUUGUGGUUAUCGAGCACACGGCGAUUUGUUUUCGUACUACGCUGUUAUACUGUACGUUUCUACUCGUACGUCGUUGUCAUGACUUUGUAGACUCUUUUUAUUGUGCGAUGUAGGCCGGAACAAAGGAUCGUAUUUUCGGGGCAAUAUCGCUCGAUCCUGCAGGUAUCGUUGCAUUCGACUGUCUUAUUCGGUAUCAAGUUACUCUGUUCAUUAGAAAAUGAUCUACAUGUACAUUUAGGUAGGGGUGUAAUCGUUUGGCUUUCGAUUGAUUUAGGAUUCGUGUUAAAAAAGAAAAGGAGAAAAAAAAGGAAGUGUCUCGCGGGCUCCUCUCGGACACUAUAAGAAGCCUAACGACGUUUUUCGUGGAUACGCUUACACGAUAUUACCUUAGAUUGUCGCUUGUGGGGAGGGGAGGGGGGCACACGUUUUCGAAUCUAUUCUAUAAAAUCUUUCUAAUAUUUAGCAUUUGGUAAACUAACGAAACAUCUCCAUUCGCUAAGAAAGCAAUAUGUAGUUAAUUCUAGGAGAUUUGUAGUCCAAUCUAGAUAGUCGUACACACAAAUUUAUUCCGAGUUGCAUCGACUCUAUUUUUUGCUUGCCUUUAUACGCGACUGCUAUCACGUUGAAGUCUCUCGAAGCGUUUGAGAAACUAUUAUUGAUAGAGCGUCGUGCUACUACAGCGAGAUAUCAAACGAUCUAAGUAAUUAAUUAGACCAUAAACAAGGUUGCGUUCGAGACAUGUUCCAAGACGAUCAGUUAGGCAUUACAUUCAUUAAGUUUAUCCGUGGAAUAUUCAGUAAGGAGAAUUCUGUAGAAAGUUACGAGAUGCCAAUUAUGACGUCGAUAGUCAGAUUCUCUCCGAAAACACGGAACGACGUGUACAUAAGCAUAGUAUAAAAAAGAAAAGGUACGACUUUCAACACACACAGAUCUGUACAACAAAAUGUACUGUUCAAAUUAUCUCAAGACUCCAGAUAAAAUUGAACUUGAAUCACUCGUAAUGCUUUGCUUCGCAAAGGACGAGUGGUUCCAACAUUUUGACGGAAUAUUUUGGGUGCAGGUCGUGAAUCUCGCAGAAUUCGACACGACAUGCUGUUUCAUAUUCGGAGCUUCUACGAAGCUUGCAUAUAGUAUCUAGGAGAGAUCGAGUCUGUCUGCGGGGACUAUGUGACCUCUGCUACCCAAAGUGUUAAGAAGUAGUCGCCUCUGCCACUCCAGCGAGUAGGAAUUCAAAAGCUUUUUUUCUGGAACCCCUACAUGAAGCUUCUUCAACUACUCGUUGGAAUGGCAGAGACAACUAACACCCUUUUAACACCCGAGAUAGCGGUGUAGACACUCUAUACUGAGGGAGAAAUUACCUUAAAAUCAACAGAUAUUUCUUUGAUGGAUACCAUUAAUAUAUUUACUUAAAUCUAAGCUCUAUCUAAAUCAAAUAUUGCUUACCUGAUUUAAGUAAACGAUAUUUGGUUUAAAUAAAGAGAAUUUAGAUAAACAUGUUAAUGGCACCCAUCAAAGAAAUAUUUGUUGAUUUUAAGGUAAUUUUUCCCUCAGUGUAUAAUCCCCGUGAGAACAGACAGCCCUGAUCUCCCCUACGAUAGCGUGUUACAAACACAAAUACACAUACACACACCCGCCAAGUUUAGCCAGAUAUUUUUCAAUAUUUUUUCGCUCCAACCAUGCGCGAUAGGGACAACAAACACGUAUCUAUCAACAAAGUACCUUAUAGCCGAUCGAUUGAGCGCGACAAGCGAGAAGUGUGAUUUGCAAAUACAAAUUAUCGUAAGCAGGCAGUCUGGACAGUCCAAUGUGUUAUAUUCGCUCGUGAUAAUAAUAGAUCGGAGGAGAUUAUUGCGUUCGGCACGCACGAACGAAUUCCGCGACUCGAGACAAGUAAGUUAAGUGAUCUAGCUCCAAUCAUUUCUAUCGCCACACAUUGUGAUAUAGCUCAUAGCGAUUUUAGAUAUUCAGUUGGAUUGUCCAAUCGUCGACGAAUAUUUUAGUGCAAAGGGUGCAAUGUGCUAUUUAUAAAGAGUAAUAUAUACACAAAUAUUUAAGCUAUAAGUUAUAUGUACAUAUAUAUACACACACACACACACAUACCACGUGCAUAUACAGAUCCUAUUUAUUUUCAACGUGAUUUCCCGCGAUCGGCGUUAAUUGACGACACCUUUCAUACAGCGUUUGUCAAUUUUUACAUGAGGACAACACAUGGUGGCAAUUAUAUUUUCUAACAAAGAUUAUUUUACAAUUGAUACGAUCGCGAUGCGCAGGGAAAAGAAGAGAGAGGGACUCGUCUGCAUGCGCAACGCGUACACAACGUAGUUUAUAAUCGUCGAUAUUGUAAAAGCGAGCGAGAUAAAUAUCGAUUAUUGGGAAAUAUCAUGUUUUCAAGAUACAUCGUGGCUUCUGCGCGCGUAUACAAAGUCCAUUAUUGCCACUUUUCGGUAAUGUAAUUUACUCUUUAAAGCCUGUGGUCCCUCAUCUUGAUUGACGAUGUCAGAGACGAGAAAAUACACGUUGGAAACUCUUGCGAAAUAUGUUGAGACACGUUUACGAAAUAUUUGCAACCGAUCGAGCAGAUUCGCAAAAUAGUCCGAGUACUUUCCCAUUGCUCCAGUAAUCGACAAAUAGCCGUAAAAUUAACGUGACCAAAUCGUGAGGAAAGGUGGUCUAAAGAGAAAGGUUGCAUGUCACAUCAAUUUCACGGUUACUUAUUGACUGUUCGAAUAAAGGGAAAGUGUACGGACUAUUUUGCAAGUCUGCUUGAAAUUGCGGGCGUCACUUGGUGGACACGUCUUUUUACUUCAACAUAUCUCGCGAGAAUUUUGAGCGUGUAAUUUCUCGAUUCUGACGUCAUCAGUCGAGAGUCCUGCGGCGAGGAGCCAAAUGCUUAAGAAAGUUAAACAUUUUGAAAAAAACUCUUUUUAACCAAUUUUUUGUGUACCCAGAAAGCAGGUAGAUAAAUAAAUGUUUUUUCAUUGAAUUAGUCAUCUUUUAAACUGUUGAAAAAUAUUUUUCUAUUUGAUGAAAUACAUUUUUAUUUUGCUAUAAAAUGUACCCUGCACCUGGAGUCCUUAAAAGUCAUCUGAAAUAAAAAGAACCUAAAAUGUUCUUAAAGUAUAUGAAUGUGUGCAGUUUCAGUUAAGCGUACAGAUUUUUUACGAUUAACAUUUCCUCAAAAAAUGCCAAUAAAAAUGUUACUUUUAUUUUGAACGGUUUUCGAAGAUUUUUUUUAAACGUGCGUUAUUUUGCGAAUAAUUAAAAUAUUAAAAUUUUCGUACGCUUGACUGAAACUACAUUCAUAUGCUUGAAGAAAAUCUUAGGCUUUUUUUAUUUCAGAUGACUUUUAAGGACUCCAGGUGCAGAGCCUACUAUAGACACAUUUUAUACCAAAAUAAAAAUGUAUUUCAUUAAAUAGAAAAAUAUUUUUCAACAGUUCAAAAAAUGACUAAUUCAAUGCAAAAACAUUGAUUUAUCUACCUGCUUUAUGGACGUCACAAAAAAAUUCGAUAAGAAGAGCUUUUUUCACAGUGUUUAUCUCCUUUAAGGCCCGCAUUUGUAUUCUACAUUUAAUGACGCUAAAUGCAAGGAUACGAAUGCGAGCCGGAAUCUUUGCAUGUACAAAAUGCGACCAAGCGCGCUGUUUAAAUACGCAUCCGCUGAUUCGAAUUAUUUAUUCUUAUCGUUGCUCAAGUACGCUGUAAAAAAAAGAAAACAAAGAGAGAUCGAUUGAGACCCACGACGCGACGUUACUCGUCGGACUUGAUGAACGACUCUCCCGAAUUGAAUUUUCGCGAGGGAAACGCGGCACCGUCUCUCACAUCACCUUGGCUCUCCGUGUGAAUCUAGACUACUAGAGAAUAGAGAGGCUCGAAAGUAGGACUUGUAGACGCGCGAUUCUUCCAUUCUAUUAUCCAUAAAGGAGAGUGUACGAGCUUCGGGGGCGCGAAAAUUAUACGUCGAAAUUCCACACAUAAUCACAGCGCUAUCGCGUACGUUCGAAAAAUCUUGCCGCCGGCACGAGAUCCGACAACAGUGAGAUGCGACGGUAGCGGUAACAAAUUAUAUUGUACAUACCUAAUAUUGUAUAUGUGAAUGUAACUAUAUGUAUAUAUUAUUAUCCUCAUUAAAACCUCAUUGCGAAAAUA
Messenger RNA from Odontomachus brunneus, 6505 nucleotides. Its product is annotated as guanine nucleotide exchange factor rei-2-like. The record is from RefSeq and is a predicted model, not a curated record. The coding region runs from base 578 to 2251 and encodes 557 amino acids. The transcript has 11 exons. Gene Ontology annotation, cellular component: cytoplasm. NCBI's taxonomy places the organism in Eukaryota, Metazoa, Arthropoda, Insecta, Hymenoptera, Formicidae. Gene Ontology annotation, molecular function: protein kinase inhibitor activity. Gene Ontology annotation, biological process: intracellular signal transduction; negative regulation of protein tyrosine kinase activity.